CAUGCACGCGCCGGCUAUAAAUACGACCGCGCACAACCUACGGACAGACAAAAUCCAACCUGACGCGCAACAGGACGCGGGCGUACUUUUGAUUAUUGAUUUUUUUGCGUUGAUUUAUAGGCUUUUAUACUGUUUAAUGAUGCGUUUCGGUGGAUUAUGCGUGACACACGUCGUGGUGGCCACGGUGUGCUCCGUGCUGGCCGCGGGGACGCUGGGGUCCCCGGUGGUGGUGCCGGCGGAGCCCAUCCGAUGCGCCCCGUGUACGCCGGAGAGGCUGAGCCAGUGUCCGCCGGUCGAUCCCGGGUGCGCGGAGGUGUUGCGAGAGCCGGGCUGCGGAUGCUGCCUCGCCUGCGCCUUGAAAGCGGAGGAACUGUGCGGGAUUUACACGGCGCCGUGCGGCUCCGGGCUGAGGUGCACGCCGAGAGCGGGCGACCCCCGGCCGCUGCACUCCCUCACCCGGGGACAAGCCGUGUGCGCGGGGAGCGCGGAGCCGAAGCCGACCCCGGAGCUCCAGACACAAGAUCAGGGAGAAGAUGAGGUGGAUAUGGAGAACAUGGCCGUGGUUUCGGACCCCGGCUUCAGCUUCUACGUGCCCGGCCACAGUAAACCUUACGACGCCCAGGAGAGCAUGAAAGCCAAACUGGUCGCCAUCCGCAAGAAAUUGGUCGAACAGGGGCCUUGUCAUAUCGAGCUACAAAGAGCCUUGGAGAAGAUUGCCAAAUCCCAACAGAAACUGGGAGACAAACUGACCAGAUUCUACCUCCCCAACUGUGACAAACACGGCCUUUACAAACCCAAGCAGUGUGAAUCUUCUCUGGACAGCCAAAGCGGUCGAUGCUGGUGCGUGAACUCUUGGAACGGCAAGAAGGUUUUAGGUUCCACCGAUCUGGCCGUGGACGCGGAGUGUUCUUAAAAGAGAGCUACUGAUUUUCCAUUUUGAUAGCUGUAUUAUUUAUUGACCUCUUCCUCGGGGGUGUUUUUAAUGAGGUACACUGUCAUUAUGGGACUGUGGCCCCCCCCCCUUUUUCCUCUCAAAACACCCGUCCCAAAGAAAAGAGGAGAGGACAUCUAUAUUUCUUUUUCUAAAUGGAUAUAUUUUUUUUUUAAUAUUAAUGCAUUUACAUUUCAGUCUAUUUAUUUCAACUGGGUCGGAUUUUAUUUGUUAUUAGUAAUUAUUUCAUAUUUAUAACAUGUUUUUGCCUUGUUAUUAUUUUUGUAUGGGUGUAUAAAGUGUAUAUAUGUGUCUUGGCCCUGACCAACUCCCGUUGUUGAGUUGAGCUCGCUGUACCAUUUAAGUGGUCUGGAGGUUUGGUUUGUGACAAACCAAGCAAGAACAAAAGCACUGAGUGUCCAUUUUUGUAUUUUUUUUUUAAUUUUUUUUUUUUACAUUGUUGCCAUUUGAAUGUCUUUUACGUUCUGAGGUGAAGCAUCGUCAGUUCUUUCCUCUCAAACCAGGGGUGUCCAAACUUGCUUUUAGUGAAAAAUUCCUUCUCAAUGUUGUUAGACGUUCCACUAAUUUGCAAAGAUGUCCUACAGAUGACCAGCACUGGAUUGGUUUUAGCAUCAAUCAAUCAAUCAAUGUUUAUUUAUAUAGCCCCAAAUCACAAAUGUCUCAAAGGACUGCACAAACCAUUACGACUACAACAUCCUCGGAAGAACCCACAAAAGGGCAAGGAAAACUCACACCCAGUGGGCAGGGAGAAUUCACAUCCAGUGGGACGCCAGUGACAAUGCUGACUAUGAGAAACCUUGGAGAGGACCUCAGAUGUGGGCAACCCCCCCCCUCUAGGGGACCGAAAGCAAUGGAUGUCGAGCGGGUCCAACAUGAUGCUGCGAAAGUUCAAUCCAUAGUGGCUCCAACACAGCCGCGAGAGUUCAGUCCAAAGCGGAUCCAAGACAGCAGCGAGAGUCCCGUCCACAGGAGACCAUCUCAAGCGGAGGCGGAUCAGCGGUGUAGAGAUGUCCCCAAUCGAUACAGGCGAGCGGUCCAUCCUGGGUCUCGACUCUGGACAGCCAGUACUUCAUCCAUGGUCAUCGGACCGGACCCCCUCCACAAGGGAGGGGGGGACAUAUGAGAAAGAAAAGAAGCGGCAGAUCAACUGGUCUAAAAAGGAGGUCUAUUUAAAGGCUAGAGUAUACAGAUGAGUUUUAAGGUGAGACUUAAAUGCUUCUACUGAGCAUCUUUAAUGUAAAAUAUGUAUGCUUCGCGGCCCCCUGGCGGAAGUUUGGACACCCCUGCCUUACACGCUCUCAGAAAACCGCAGAUCGUAUGACAAGUCAAACAGGUUUUUCUACAUUUACCUACCUCCAAUAUUUAUGUGUCUGUAUACAAUACGUGCUAUUUGACUUUUUUUUUUUUUUUUUUUACGUCGCUGUUCUCUCUGAUUAAGACCACCAAGAAGGAGUCCCGCAGUUGAACCGUGGCGUUCAGAAGCGGUGCCUCUUUUCUGAUCUACAUGCUGCUGUUGAAGAGUAUUGAUUAUGUCUAUUCCAAAGUGACAAAAAAACUGCUCACUCACUUUUGUAAUGGAGAUCUAAUGUAAAAAAUAAAGGUGAUAUAUUUA
This is a messenger RNA of Nerophis ophidion (straightnose pipefish), 2564 nucleotides long. RefSeq names its product insulin-like growth factor-binding protein 1. The transcript has 4 exons. Gene Ontology annotation, biological process: regulation of insulin-like growth factor receptor signaling pathway. Lineage: Eukaryota; Metazoa; Chordata; Actinopteri; Syngnathiformes; Syngnathidae. The coding region runs from base 2 to 913 and encodes 303 amino acids. Gene Ontology annotation, cellular component: extracellular region. Gene Ontology annotation, molecular function: insulin-like growth factor I binding; insulin-like growth factor II binding. The record is from RefSeq and is a predicted model, not a curated record.